AUGGCUGUACAGUCGAAACUGCUGCCGCCCGACCGCUCCGUCAAGCAGAUCCUCUCCAGCCUCACUUCCCUCUACCUCCGACACCGAACAGGCAUCUCCCGCACCGUUUAUCUCGCCCUCUUUGCAGCACUUGCCAAGCGAAUCCACAAUGCAAUCUCCGAACAGAAAGCUGCCUCGCAGCACGUAGAGCUGCACCGUCGGCCCGGCACCAGCUCCCUCGGCGACGAGGAACAGCCGCGAAAGAAGCGCGUGGAGAUCAACCGGGAGUUCUUCAAACACCUACUUCGGCUCUUGAAAAUUGUGAUUCCGGGAUGGCGAAGUAAGGAGCUGCGGCUCCUGGUGAGCCAUAGCGUCUUCCUCGUGCUACGGACGCUGCUGAGUUUGUAUGUGGCCGAGUUGGACGGACGACUCGUCAGCAGCCUGGUGCGGGGAAAGGGCAAGGACUUCUUGCUAGGUCUUGUAUGGUGGAUGAUUGUAGCUGUGCCCGCAACAUUUACAAACUCCAUGCUAUCCUACCACCAAUGCAAGCUCUCCCUCAGCUACCGGAAACGAUUGACAGACUAUAUACACGACAAGUACCUAUCAAAUAUGACCUUCUAUGCCAUCUCCGCGCUAGAUGAUCGGAUCAAGAACCCCGAUCAACUAGUCACGGUUGAUGUGUCGCGCUUCUCCGAUAGCCUGGCAGAACUCUACUCCAAUCUCGCCAAACCAAUUCUAGACAUGUGCAUCUACAACUACUCACUGUCCAAGAAUGUCGGAGGCGAAGGAUUGUUCAUUAUGAGUUUGCUGGUGCAGCUGUCAGCAAACGUGAUGCGCAUGCUGACGCCGCCAUUCGGCAAAUACGUCGCAGACGAGGCUCGACUUGAAGGUGAAUUCCGUUUCCUCCACUCGCGACUCAUCGACUAUAGCGAAGAAGUCGCGCUGUAUCAUGGCCAUGAGGCCGAGAAAGAUACCCUGGACAAAGGUUACUUCACGUUAAUCAAGCAUGUGAAUCGCAUCUUGCGCCGACGUCUGUAUCACGGAUUCAUGGAAGACUUUGUUAUCAAGUAUUUCUGGGGUGCGCUUGGUUUGGGUCUUUGCAGUUUGCCCGUCUUCUUCAAGAUUCCUGGUCAGGUUACUCAGACCAUGGGAGAUCGGACCGAAAGCUUCGUUACAAACCGGCGGAUGCUGCUGUCCUCCUCCGACGCCUUUGGUCGUCUAAUGUUUUCCUACAAGGAGAUCUCAGAGCUAGCCGGAUACACCUCCCGUGUUUCCUCGCUGCUCGAGGUCAUGGAUGACUUGGUCGCUGGGCGUUUCGAGAAGAAACUAGUAUCUUCAGCAUCGACCGAAGAGAACGCAGCCGUUCUUUCUGGUCGCGGCGAGGUCAUGGAGAGCGAAUCCAUCGAAUUCGCCGAUGUUCCAAUCGUCUCGCCAAACGGCGAUGUUCUAGUGCGCAAAUUGUCGUUCACCGUUCAUCCUGGCGACCAUCUUCUCAUCGUCGGGCCGAAUGGAUGCGGCAAGUCUUCUCUCUUCCGCAUUUUGGGAGGACUGUGGCCAGUCUACGGAGGCACGGUUAAGAAACCUCGAUUCGAGGACAUCUUUUACAUCCCUCAGCGGCCAUACCUGUCUCGCGGGACAUUGCGGCAGCAAGUCAUUUACCCUGAUGGAGUGCGCGAGAUGCGUGCCAAGGGAGUGACUGAUGCUGAUCUCCAUGAGAUCCUGUCGGUGGUUGAGAUCGCCUCAGUCGUCGACCGGCCCGGUGGCUGGGACGCCGAGGAAGAAUGGCGCGAUGUGUUGUCCGGCGGCCUGCAGCAGCGGAUUGCGAUGGCUCGCUUGUUCUACCACCGUCCCAAGUUUGCCAUUCUUGACGAGUGUACCUCCUCGGUGACGCUCGAGAUUGAGAAGGUCAUGUACGAGACGGCCAAGAAACUGGGAACCACCUUGAUGACGGUAUCGCAUCGCCGCAGUCUAUGGAAGUAUCACAAGAAGAUUCUGCAAUUUGACGGACAGGGCGGUUAUGUUUUCACCGAUCUCGAUUGGGAGCGACGGAUGCAGCUGGAAGAUGAGAAGGAUGAACUUGAGCUGCAACUGCGGGCCGUGCCGGAACUGGAGCGACGAGUUGCAGAGUUGACAGCGAUCUAG
Messenger RNA from Penicillium daleae, 2121 nucleotides. Its product is annotated as ATP-binding cassette long-chain fatty acid transporter PXA2. Gene Ontology annotation, cellular component: peroxisomal membrane. The record is from RefSeq and is a predicted model, not a curated record. Gene Ontology annotation, biological process: long-chain fatty acid import into peroxisome; very long-chain fatty acid catabolic process; peroxisome organization. Gene Ontology annotation, molecular function: ATP binding; long-chain fatty acid transmembrane transporter activity; ABC-type transporter activity. The transcript is spliced from 4 exons. Bases 1 to 2121 code for a protein of 706 amino acids. Lineage: Eukaryota; Fungi; Ascomycota; Eurotiomycetes; Eurotiales; Aspergillaceae.